Molecule: messenger RNA, 366 nt
Organism: Asparagus officinalis (garden asparagus)
Lineage: Eukaryota; Viridiplantae; Streptophyta; Magnoliopsida; Asparagales; Asparagaceae
Exons: 2
Coding region: 1-366 (121 amino acids)
Source: RefSeq, a predicted model, not a curated record
AUGACUGGAAGUUCACAGCUGAAGAAGGACUUAUUCGAUGAGGUGCAUCGUACCUGGUAUACAGUACAUCCAGGCACACCAAAAAUGUACGAGGACCUGAAGAUACACUUUUGGUGGAAUGGCAUGCGUAGGGAGAUUGUGGAGUAUGUGGCCAAGUUCUUUACCUACCGUUACCAAGCGACUAUUGGUAUGGCACUAUAUGAGACGUUGUAUGGGAGGCCUUGUAGAUCACCUAUUUGUUGGGCAGAACCAGAUGAUAGCUUACUACUUAGGCCGAAGCUUGUAAGACAGACCACAGAGAAGGUAACAAUAAUUCGGGAGCGCAUUCUUGCAGUGCAGAGUUAUCAGAAGAGUUAUGCAGAUUAG